Nanorana parkeri is the source of this 3232-nucleotide messenger RNA. It is a transcript of the gene EXOC4, whose product is annotated as exocyst complex component 4. Bases 46 to 2952 code for a protein of 968 amino acids. Gene Ontology annotation, cellular component: growth cone membrane; exocyst; synapse. Gene Ontology annotation, biological process: chemical synaptic transmission; Golgi to plasma membrane transport; exocytosis. Lineage: Eukaryota; Metazoa; Chordata; Amphibia; Anura; Dicroglossidae. The record is from RefSeq and is a predicted model, not a curated record. The transcript is spliced from 18 exons.
GCAUGUCAGUGUUUUGGUGUGAAGGAAGGAAGAGAGAGAACAGAGAUGUCUGGGUACAGGGCCCAAAUCAGCAAAAGCAAAGAUCCUUCGGGGUUACUUAUCUCGGUGAUCAGGACCCUUUCAACUAGUGAUGAUGUGGAAGACAGAGAGACAGAGCGAGGUCGCUUGGAGGAAGCCUAUGAAAAAUGUGAUCGAGACCUGGAUGAGAAGAUUGAGCAGCACUUUACAGAGCUCACCACUGCCAUACGUACUUACCAGAGCAUAACUGAACGUAUCACUAACUCCCGUAACAAGAUCAAACAGGUGAAAGAAAACCUUUUGUCAUGUAAGAUGCUUCUUCAUUGCAAGCGUGAUGAACUAAGAAAACUGUGGAUUGAGGGCAUUGAGCACAAGCAUGUCCUGAACCUUUUGGAUGAAAUUGAAAACAUUAAACAAGUGCCUCAAAAACUGGAACAAUGUAUGGCCAGCAAACACUACCUGAGUGCCACUGACAUGCUGGUGUCUGCAGUGGACUCCUUAGAAGGACCUCUUCUACAGGUGGAGGGAUUGAGUGACUUGCGUUUGGAGCUACACAGUAAGAAAAUGAACAUGCACUUGGUUUUGAUCGAUGAGCUACAUCGUCACCUGUAUAUUAAAUCCACCAGUCGUGUGCGGCAGUGGAACAAAGACAAUAUGAGAACCAGCUCUACUGCAAAAGAUUCCCCAGUUCCACUUCUUGAUGUCACAAACUUGUCAACACCACGCAGAUUCCUAGAUAACUCUCAGUUUGGGACUCCAGGCUGCUCUUCUGUGAAGGAGCUGAGCCUUCAAGAGAUAAAAGAAGAUCCUGAUUCUGACCCCGAGGAGAACAGCAUUGUGUUUAUGGGAAUUCUCAUCAAAGGUCUGGCGAAGCUGAAAAAGAUACCAGAGACCGUGAAAGCUAUAAAAGAACGCCUGGAGCAUGACCUAAAACAGAUCGUAAAACGCUCUACUACUCAAGUGGCAGAUAAUGGCUAUCAAAGAGGGGAAAAUGUGACUCAAGACAAUCAGCCAAGGCUUCUCUUGGAACUUCUAGAGCUGCUUUUUGACAAGUUUAAUGCUGUGGCCACUGCACACUCAGUAGUUUUGGGACAUCUGCAGCAGACCGUGGCUUCACCUACAAGUCAACAAGAUGGAGACAUUAAACUGUAUGACAUGGCUGACGUCUGGGUAAAGAUGCAGACAGUUAUUCAGAUCCUGCUCACUGAAUAUCUUGACAUGAAGAACACCAAGACGUCAUCAGAACCAUCAGCCCAACUCAGCUACGCCAGCACUGGCAGAGAGUUUGCAGCUUUUUUUGCUAAAAAGAAACCUCAGAGGCCUAAGAAUACUCUUUUCAAGUUUGAGUUUUCUUCUCACGCAAUUAGUAUGAGUGCCUACUUACGGGAGCAGAGACGUGAGCUCUACAGCAAAAGUGGGGAGCUUCAAGGUGGCCAUGAUGACAAUUUAAUUGGUGGAGGAACUAGAUUUGUCUGCAAGCCAGGAGCCAGAAACAUCACAAUUAUAUUCCACCCUUUGCUGAGAUUUAUUCAAGAGAUUGAACAUGCUAUUGGCUUUGGACAAGCUAAACAAUGUCCCUUGAGAGAGUUCCUUACUAUUUACAUCAAGAACAUCUUCCUCAACCAGGUGUUAGCUGAGAUCAACAAAGAUAUUGAGGGAGUCACCAAGGUGUCAGAUCCCUUGAAGAUUCUGGCAAGUGCCGAUACCAUGAAAGUCCUUGGAGUCCAAAGGCCACUUUUACAGAGCACCGUCAUUGUGGAGAAGAGCAUUCAAGAUCUAAUGAACCUUAUGCGCGACCUAAGUGCUUACUCAGAUCAGUUCAUGAACAUGGUGUGUGUGAAACUACAGGAGUAUAAGGACACCUGCAUGGUAGCAUUCAGGAGCAUUGUUCAAACGGAUGAGAAGCUGGCAAUAAGUGCUUCUUGGGCAAAGGAUGAUGACAUCACUAGACUACUGAAAUCCCUUCCCAACUGGCUGAACAUGACACAGCCUAAACAAUUAAGACCCAAAAGGGAGGAUGAAGAAGAUUUUAUAAGAGCUGCAUUUGGUAAAGAGUCAGAAGUCCUGAUAGGAAACCUUGGAGAUAAACUGAUUCCACAGAAUGAGAUUAUGAGUGAUGUCAGUGACUUGAAAGCCCUUGCCAAUCUGCAUGAGAGCCUGGAAUGGCUGGCAGGAAGACUUAAAGCUGCUAUCGCCAACCUGCUAAGUGCACAAUCAAUGUCUCCUGGAUCAGACAGUCUUGCCAGUGUGGACACCCCUGUUGUUUCUGAAAUGAUAUUGCAGACUCUGAAUGAGCUUGCUAAAUCCUUCCUGGAUAUGUCUGACCGUUGCCUCCUGGUUUUGCACUUGGAAGUCAGAGUUCACUGCUUCCACUAUCUCAUUCCUUUGGCCAAGCAAGGGAACUACGCUAUUGUAGCCAAUGCGGAGAGCAUGGACUAUGACCCACUUGUUGUACGGCUUAAUAAAGAUAUAAGUGGCAUAGAGGAGGCUAUGGGAUCCAGUCUACAGCAGCACAAGUUCAUGUACAUCUUUGAAGGUUUGGGACAUCUGAUUUCUUGCAUCCUCAUUAAUGGAGCCCAGUACUUCAAACGCAUCAGUGAAUCUGGGAUCAAGAAAAUGUGCAGAAAUAUUUUUGUCCUCCAGCAGAACCUCACUAAUAUCACUAUGUCCCGCGAAGCUGAUUUGGAUUUUGCAAGGCAAUAUUAUGAAAUGAUGUACAACACUGCUGAUGAGCUGCUGAACCUAGUGGUGGACCAAGGAGUGAAAUACUCUGAGCUAGAGUACAUUAAUGCUCUCAGCCUCCUUCAUCGCAGUCAGACUGGUGUGGGUGACCAAACAACACAAAACAUGAGGCUACAGCGACUUAAGGAGAUCAUCUGUGAGCAGGCAGCCAUUAAGCAAGCCACUAAAGACAAGAAGAUAACCACUGUUUGAGAUCAUGGAUAUUAUGUGCCAGUAACAAAACAUAUUUUGCUUGCUCUGUUGCCUGCCAUGUUUUUCUCAUAAUAAUUUUCAUGGGACAUAUUAUGCUAUUUAGUUAACUAAGAAUUACUAGUAUUAAGAGUUAAUCACAUGUUGUUAUAGUGCCUAUUGAAUGAUGUGCUUUGCAGUAAUUCCUAUAAAUAUGCAUGUUCUGUAUUUUAACAUUAUAUUUAGCAUUUGAUUAAAUCAUGAUUACAAAGACACUUUCAUUAAUAAAAUGUAACAAUAAAGU